UCUAGAUACUUGGAUGGUAAUCGCAUGAUGAGAUGAUGGUGUGGCAAGCGUGGGUGGUAUCUUGAUCUGUGUGUGUGUGUGUGGGCGGAUGGGCGGUCGUAAAUUGUAUGGACACCGCUCUGCAUUCUGAGACUACAAAUUGAUUUGCUUGGGCGUGGGCGUACAAAGUACUGGGUUUUGAUGUCUGUCACUAGGUGUCGUCCUGAUGCAUUGUAUUUAAUCCCUGGGAGGACUCACGGAUAAGUGUUCUAUAGUGGAAGUACGCGAAGAGAACGAGCUUUGACUGAAAUCGCGAAUGUGUACUCACGGAACUAUGUUGGACGUGAACGUGUUGCGAGAACAAGUCACUGUCUGCCAGAAAGGCACACACCCUCCACUCGCUUUUGUUAACAUGCGUUGCGUGACGAUGUGUUAUCCGCGUCAGUCGCCAUGUUCACGACAAACACUGUGUAGGUCCUUACAGUGGAGUGGUCACAGGGCAGCCGUGCGAAAUCAAUUAUUCCGAUAGGUUUCUCGGAAUGCCGUUGACAAUCCCUACUGAAAUGAACACCCUUACUGAAUUGAACACCCUCGCUGCAUUUGUACUCGCCGAUGCUCCAUGUUUCUGUGUAGGCGUGGGGCAUGACAUGGCGCCAAUUUGUCCAGCUGGGACGAAGGGUCUGCUGAAAAAGAUGUUCAGUUUUGUUCGCAGCGUGGUGGCUGGGUGCGAGUUCGUCAGUUCGGGAAGCUAGGGCUCAAUUUCAGGGGAAGCUUAGACGACUCAUGGAGCGUUUUCGUUUGGUUGGUUGUGCGGUAUCUGCUGCCGGCAUUUGCUGAGUUGUCUGCCAUCGGCAGAAUUUGCUGACUGGGUUUUGUCGCAACGUUUCUGGCUAUGACAAGAGGUGCCUCUGUUUUUCAAUGACGUCGCGUGUGCGCCACCUCUUUGGGUUUGGUGAGCUUCCGUGCGAACCGUAAUAGUGCGAGGAAAUGAUGAUGGGUGUGAAGUGUGGGCGAGUGGUUUGAGUUGGCGGAACCCCUGUGUGGAUUGCGGUGCAGGCAUCCAGGGUGCGGGGGUGGCAAGCGAGUGGGUGCAAUGUCGGUGCUACGGGAGCGGGGGCUCUAGCCCGUUGGUAAUGUACAAGGAUAGUAUUCGGAGAGGCGAGUUGGAAUCCGGCAAUUUGGCGCAGGUGGUGGCAGCGAAUGGCGAGGUGGUACCAGCCCUCCGCGCAGUUGGGCAUAUACAUGCAUGGGAGCGUGGGAACCGGGAAGACAUUGCUGAUGGAUCUGUUCUACAAUCAAGUGCCUGUGCGCCGAAAGCGUCGCGUACACUUCCAUUCAUUCAUGCUGGAUGUGCAAAAACGACUGCACAAGUACGGGAGGGUCGACGACGCAGUUCGAUUGGUAGCAUGGCAACUGUUGGAGCAAUCUCGCGUGCUGUGUUUGGACGAGGUUGAGGUAACAGAUAUAGCAGACGCGCUGAUGCUGAAGCGGUUGUUCGAGGUUUUGUGGGCCAUGGGCAUCGUAGUGGUGGCGACUUCCAACUCAGCCCCAGAUCAGCUGUACGAAGACGGGCUGAACCGGCAGCUGUUCUUACCUUUCAUCCGCCGGCUAAAGGAGAACUGCAAUGUCUACAGUUUGAACACAAUGGAUGGGAAGGAUUAUCGGCGUCGUCACGCGUGGUCGGGACAUUUGUAUCAUUGUCCCGUCGCGGAAAAUGUCGACGGCAUCAUGGAUGAAUGGUUUUUGAAACUGACAGGAGUGGAAGGGACGGAUCAGCGGAUAGAGGGUUUCAUGGGGAGGUCUUUUCGCAUAUUGGCCGCGGAAGAUGUUGGAAGAGCUUCUUUUAGUUACUUGUGCAAGUCGGCAUUCGGAGCUGCAGACUACAUCGCAAUUGCUGAAAUGUAUUCCGUACUACUUCUGGACAGGAUUCCCAGACUUUCAGAUCCAAGCUGUGAGAACGAAGCCCGGCGUUUCAUCAACCUCAUCGACAUACUGUACGAAACCAACACCAUACUGAUAUGCUCGGCCGAGGUUCCGCCGGAUUCGCUGUUCUUUGAUCCUUUGCAAAGAUGUGUACUUGGGAGAGGACAUAGCCUGGACGCAACAGAAGAGAAAGGAAUUCGGAUUGUGGGCGAGGGAGGCAGUUCGGGCAGGUCAACGUUGAUGAUAGGCAACAUGGAAUGGAGUGCCACUGGAAGACAGGGCGCUUCAUUGGCAGACCUGACGGGGGCAAGUUUUACGAGGAAGGCAGCCCCUCGUGCCGUGUCUCGACUUGUGGAGAUGCAAAGUGACAUGUAUGUCGCAAGGGCCAGAAGCACUCACAUCCGAACCCGAUUGGCGGAAUUGGACCGCAUGGAUGUGGGGUCCAGAGGUGCACACUAGGGUCACUUAGAUGCAGUGAUAUAGAUGAAUUGUUUCUCGAGGGAAAACGUCUCACAGCGCCACAUUGCAUGCUCAUAGAAGCGAAGGUGUUCAUCGCGUGCAUGAACAAGGAGUCUUGUGAACAUGAUGAAAAUUGUGGAUGUCAUUGUGUGAGACAUCACUACGGUACUGUAUCAGCCAUUCAGACAACCAUUGGUAAUAUACUUGGAAGUGUGGUUGAAAUUA
This is a messenger RNA of Physcomitrium patens, 2586 nucleotides long. RefSeq lists its product as uncharacterized. Gene Ontology annotation, molecular function: ATP hydrolysis activity; ATP binding. The record is from RefSeq and is a predicted model, not a curated record. Gene Ontology annotation, cellular component: mitochondrion; chloroplast; cytoplasm. NCBI's taxonomy places the organism in Eukaryota, Viridiplantae, Streptophyta, Bryopsida, Funariales, Funariaceae.